This is a messenger RNA of Pleurotus ostreatus (oyster mushroom), 2673 nucleotides long. RefSeq lists its product as uncharacterized. Bases 1 to 2673 code for a protein of 890 amino acids. The transcript is spliced from 11 exons. Lineage: Eukaryota; Fungi; Basidiomycota; Agaricomycetes; Agaricales; Pleurotaceae. The record is from RefSeq and is a predicted model, not a curated record.
AUGCCGACCUGCAGACGGAAAAGAGUCGUCCUCACUCAGCCCUCAGACGAGCUCCUCGAUGCAGUAAAGAACGACCCGCACAAGGAGGUCUUCUACCUGGAGCAAACAGGGGAGAUUUUCGAAACCUACGAAGAAUACGCCGCGCGCAUGUCCUUUUACAGACUCAAACAAUUCCAAUGCGAGUUGACAGGCAAGAGCGGACUGGAUUACUUCCAAGCCGUCGAGAGUGAAAAACACGAAGCUACGACGCUGCACACCCGCUUCUCCGAGCCUCUAAAACCCGUCGUGCUGAAGGCGGUACAAUGGCAGGUCAUGGGCCGCCUGGACCAUCUAGUUGAAGCUGUCUACGAUCGGUUUAAAGACCGUUACUUCCAACACGAGAGAGUGAUUGUAGAUUUACAUCCUAAGUAUUACGCACGCGUUGAGCGAGUAUACCCUCCGAAGUACUACCAUGACGUGGAUGCUCGGGACGCAUUUAAGCCCACCGAUCUGACUUCAAACGCCAUCAUGGCGGUCGACGACGAGCCGCCACACGUCAUUGCUGGGGAUCUCAACCUGCCUAUCAAAGAGGCCAACCAGCGCGACGACCCCACCCUGUAUUAUUAUUGGGUCCAUAUUCUGGAACUGGAAAAGGAUAAACCUGAUAAGAACAGGUCGGCUCAACAGCAUGAGAAGGACGUAGGGAUAAUCGGAAGUCUCAUGGAGGUUAAGUGCCAGAUGAUGAGUCGCGAUCGUCUAUGUUUCUCAAAAUCCAUACUGCGUCGUUUUAUACGUGAUUGCGUCGAUAGGGAUGCUGCAGUUGCUUCACCCUGGACGGUCAAGCCUGCAAUUGCGCAGCGAUAUGGCGUUGAUACUGUUAUGCCAGAGGAGACUCGGAAGGGUGUUGCGGAUAUCAAGAAGGGAGAAAUUGAUAAACGAAGGAAGACUUACCAGAACGAAGAGGGAGGGCCACCGACGAAGAAGCAGAAACUCAACCAAAAGAAGAGUCUGUCACCUGCGGAGGAGGCAAAAAUGAAAGCUGGGCUUCCUGUGUCUCACAAGAAGGAUCGGGAGAACCGUGAAAAAGCUGAGAGGCAGAGGUUGGCGAAAAUCGAAGCAGAGAGACUCGCCGCAGAGAAGAAGAAAAAGAAGCCUAUACGCUACCCAACGGAGGAUCUCGAUGUUCGACUCACUGACAAAGACAAGAAGGCGGGUAUGAAGAUACAGCGACCUGUUCCGAGUCAGACGGCGCUGCCCUUUAAUGAGCAACCGGGAACGUUCGAGUCUUUCCUUCUGGUAUGGAAUUUCCUCAACGUCUACGGCCAGCCGCUUCAUCUCUCUAAUUUCACACUCGACGAGUUCGAACACGCCAUUCGCCAUAAUGUUGUCGACCCAGCGUGCCCCCUGCUGGGCGAGGUACACUCUACCCUGAUCUACAACCUACGCAGUGUCCCCUUUGUCAAGUAUGCCGCCGUAAACUCUCUAGAGAGCAGUGGCCUGGAGAGUAUGCAUGGUGUGGAUCGCCAAACGCUAGUUUCGACUAUGUACAGUCUCAGCGGAAAUUGGGAGCGACAACCAUUAAGGUCAUCAGAAGGGCGACUGGGGUGGGAGAAUUGUAUGCUGAGUUGCUUGGUAGAUCACGCUACUGUGCAAUCUUUCCCAAGGUUGCAGGAGGUGAUGACGAGGCUUCUGUUUAACGUCUACUCCCAGACAGAAGACGAAGAACCCGCUCCACUUCAGCAGUCAUCCGCCGAUCAACAAUAUGCGUAUCUCUGCCCAGCUGACCGUAUAGCUAUCCUCAGCUUCAUGUGCAACCUGGCUAUUUCGAGUAAAGCCAUACAUGUCCAUAUGGAGAGCUGCGAGGAACAACUAACAGCGCUACGGAAGGAGAAGAUCGAGGUUAAUCGACAGAAAAAGUCAUUCCAGGAGAAAAUGUCAACGCUUGCUGAAGUCAAGGAAGAAGACAAGGAUGACGGCCUGCCUCCCGCUCCGAACGGAGUCGACGAAGAUGUUACAAUGCAGGACAUGAGCGAGCUAUCAGACGCCUCUGCCUCCGAAGGCGGGUCUGAAUCUGCCAAUCUCAGUGCGAGACAGAAGGCUGUCAAAGCUAACGAGAUGCGCAUCAAGGCCCAGACACAAGCUCAUGCUAAACAACGGGAGGCUGCCAGACAAAAGGCUGCGUCGAUUAAGCAGGCCGCCGCGGAGCAUCGACGGUUGGAUGAGGAAAUGAACAAAAUCGAACGCCGCCUGGAGGGUAUCGAACGGGAGUUCAGGAAGCUGUUGGGUUCUGUGAGGGUGAAGCCUUUAGGCCGUGAUCGGUUUUAUAAUCGCAUUUGGUGGUUCGAUGGGUUGGGCUCCGCAUCGCUGGUCGGUAGUGGCGGUGUUGCGCAGUAUGGAACUGGACGACUUUUCAUACAAGGACCCAGUGAGUUCGACCUCGAGCUGUUGGGGCAACGGCCGCCGGAGGAGAUCGAGGAGCGAAGGAAGGAUGAAGAGGGAGAAGAUGGCAUGCUAGGUCCUGGUGAAUGGGCAGUUUAUUCUGAUCUCGAGGAAAUCGAUGAAUUCGUAGCCUGGCUCAACCCUAAAGGUCAUCGAGAGCUCGCUGUGAAGACGGCUCUAAGCAAAUGGUGGGUGCACAUCACCGCAGGUGUAAAGAAGCGAACAGCGGCAAGUGCCUUCCUUCUGGUGGUAUAG